UCCACCUUCCACCUUUAUGGUUUAUUGCAAAAGAAAACAAAAAGACAUGGAAAUGGAUUCUGAACUUACAAAGCCAUUGCCGAGUUGAUGCGCGAGAUCGAAGGGCAGAAUUCCGGUUUAAGCAUCCACAAACAAAGCGAGCGCAAAGUGAAUCCAUUGGGAAAACCGAAUAAGCGCUUUUUAAAAACCACAAUAAAUACGGUGAUCCAGCAUAAUAAAAGAACGAACGAGCGCACUCAGGCCAAUUGCCGGCAGAAACUCCAGGACCUGGAUGACGUCUAUGAAAGGAGGCAGUCCAAUUACUUCUACACUCGUGAUACAAGCCGAAACCGGAGUGUGGAAAGGAGCAGAAGCAGAAGUUCCAGCAGGAGCCGCAGCAGGAGUCGCCUCAGGAGUCGCACCAAAAAGGCCAAAAAGCGGCGCAGCAGAAAGAGAAGCAGGAGCAGCAGAAGUUCCAGCCGCAGUCGCAGUCGAUCGCAUCGGAGGAGGAAGCACAAAAAGAAGGCCAAGAAGCACAAAAAGUCCAAGCGAACUCGCCCAAGAAGUCGCAGCAGCACUUGGGAUCGGGAAAUGCCGCCCAGCGAUUCUUUGCCCAGGGCCCAACCUUCGGAAGCGUUUUUCAAUCACUCGAAGAAUAUGGCUUUGGCCGUGGCCAUGGCCUACAGUCACUUAUUGAAUGCGAAUGGACAACUCAAAGCCAAAGACUCCAAGGAAGAACCAUCUUCUCCUAAAUGUGAUAUCGAUAUAGUCCGGGAACUGAUGUCCGACGAAGAACCUGACAGGACCGAGAAGCCCGAUACGCUGUCCAUUUCGUCCAGCGACGGAGAGGAACAUGUUCUUACCAUCACAGUAAACUCGAAUUCCGAGUCCUCAAGCUCGGAUACCGACUCCGAUUCCAAACACAGCGCUGGCAGCUGCAUAAACCUAGAAGCAUCGGAAUCUGAUAACAAAAGUGAUAUAGAAAUAAUUGAGUGCCAAGAAGAGCCGAGAAAAGCACCUGAACCUGCGCCUCAACCUGAACCUGAAUCGGAAAACGAAAACGAAAAGCAACAGGCGGACGAAAGUGCCGACCUCGCCACCGUGGACCUGACUGAAGAUUAAUUAAGCUAAAGUUUAAAGUUUUAAUGUUAAUUCGUCUUUGACCUAUAUCACAGAGAAUUUAUAAACCUAGAACAAUCUGUUGCUGAACAAAGAAACAAAGAAAAUUUUAAUACACAAAGAGGUUUUUCUUAUUUUGGAAGUGUUUUGGUAGUUCCAAAUAGUCUUUCCUACAUACGAUACAAUAGUUUUAUGAAGUUGUGAGAAAAUUUAAUAUUACAAUUUAAGCCUGGAGCCUAACAUCAGAUUGGACAAAAUGCACCUGGUAUUCUUGAAAUAAUUGACUUUACUUUUUAUUGAAUAAAUAAAGCAGCCAAAAUAGUUUGCAUCGUUAAUAGCAUACAAAUGUUAAACAAAGUUAAAUGUUUUAUAAAGUUGUGUUAAAAAUAAAUAUUUUUAGAAUUUUAA
This is a messenger RNA of Drosophila biarmipes, 1506 nucleotides long. RefSeq names its product serine/arginine-rich splicing factor 11. Bases 88 to 1101 code for a protein of 337 amino acids. NCBI's taxonomy places the organism in Eukaryota, Metazoa, Arthropoda, Insecta, Diptera, Drosophilidae. The transcript is spliced from 2 exons. The record is from RefSeq and is a predicted model, not a curated record.